GAGGAAACCCGGAAGUGCUCAGCUAGCCUCAGCUAAGCUAACUCAUUUCGUAUGCUCCUGGAGACAUGGGGGCUGCGUUUCACACCCUUUACUGACAGCAGUGGUGUCAGCCGUCCGCUUUGAACAAAACCUAAAGUCGAGAGCUCACUACGUGUUCAGCUGCCAGGUCGGUCCUGAAAGAUGGAGUCCAUGCUGAACAAACUGAAAAGUACCGUUACCAAGGUAACGGCGGAUGUCACCAGUGCCGUAAUGGGGAAUCCAGUGACAAGAGAGUUUGAAGUCGGGAAGCAUAUUGCAAGUGGAGGUCCUGGGUUGUGCUGGAGGAUCUACAACGGCACUAAGAAGUCCACCAAGCAGGAAGUAGCAGUCUUUGUGUUUGACAAGAAGAUGAUCGAUAAGUAUCAGAAGUUCGAGAAGGACCAAAUAAUCGACUCGCUGAAAAAAGGGGUGCAGCAGCUGACGAGACUGCGUCACCCCCGUCUCUUGACUGUGCAGCAUCCUCUGGAAGAAUCACGAGACUGCUUGGCAUUCUGCACAGAGCCGGUGUUUGCCAGUCUGUCCAAUGUGUUGGGCCAGUGGGACAACCUGCCCAGCCCCGUGCCUAAAGACAUCAAGGAAUACAAACUUUAUGACGUGGAAACCAAGUAUGGAUUAUUACAGAUCUCGGAGGGUUUAUCUUUCCUCCACAGUGGGGUUAAAAUGGUCCAUGGCAACUUAUGUCUGGAGAAUAUCAUCCUUAAUAAAAGUGGAGCCUGGAAGAUCAUGGGCUUCGACUUCAGCAUCUCAUCCAUCAACCCUUCAGAUGCUGAGCCAAAGUACUCCUGCAAAGAGUGGGAACCCAACCUUCCCCCCCUCUGCCUCCCGAACCCAGAAUACCUGGCCCCCGAGUACAUCCUGUCCGUCAGCUGCGACUCCGCCUCAGACAUGUACUCUCUCGGGGUCGUCAUGCACGCCGUCUUUAACGAGGGCAAGCCCGUCUUUCAAGUAAACAAGCAUGACAUUUUUAGCUUCAGCAGGCAGCUGGACCAGUUAAGUAGCAUGAGUCCAACAGUGCUCAGCAAGAUUCCAGAGGAGGUGCGAGAGCAUGUGAAGAUGCUGCUGAGCGUCACGCCAAACGUCCGGCCGGACGCCGACCAGAUGACCAAGAUCCCCUUCUUUGAUGACGUUGGCGCGGUCACUCUGCAGUACUUCGACUCGCUUUUCCAGAGGGACAACUUGCAAAAGUCCCAGUUCUAUAAAGGUCUCCCAAAAGUGCUGCCCAAACUACCAAAGAGGGUGGUGGUGUACCGGAUCUUACCAGCACUGACGUCUGAGUUCGUCAACCCAGACAUGGUUCCCUUUGUGCUCCCCAAUGUGCUGCUGAUUGCAGAGGACUGCACAAAGGACGAGUACGUCCGCCUCAUCAUGCCCGACCUCACGCCGGUCUUCAAGCUGCAGGAGCCGGUCCAGGCUAGUAAUAUGAUCUUGCUGAUAUUCCUGCAAAAGAUGGACCUUCUUCUAACUAAAACUCCACCCGAGGAAAUCAAGAACAGCGUGCUGCCGAUGGUCUACAGAGCCGUGGAGGCUCCUUCAAUACAGAUCCAGGAGCUGUGCUUGAACAUCAUUCCAUCCUUUGCCAACCUGAUAGACUACCCCUCCAUGAAGAAUUCCCUCAUCCCCCGGAUCAAAUCCGCCUGCCUCCAGACCUCCUCUCUCGCUGUGCGAGUGAACUCUUUGGUGUGUUUGGGAAAGAUUUUGGAAUAUCUGGACAAAUGGUUUGUCAUUGAUGAGAUCCUCCCCUUCCUACAACAAAUCCCAUCUAGAGAACCUGCUGUUCUCAUGGGCAUUUUAGGAAUCUAUAAAUGCACCUUUAGCCACAAGAAACUCGGCAUCCCCAAAGAGCAUCUGGCCACUAAAAGCUUACCUCACCUGGUGUCUCUAAGCAUAGAUAAUAACCUCAAUCUCAAUCAGUUUAAUUCCUUCAUGGUGGUUAUCCGGGAGAUGAUGAACCGCAUGGAGGCGGAACACAAGACCAAACUGGAGCAGCUGCACGCCAUGCAGGAGCAGCAGAGGAGUCUUAACAUCUCAAAUCCAAUGAAUCAAUCAGAAGAAGCCAAAAGCCCUCCGAGUUCUAGUAACCAGAUUGAUGACAUAUUUGGGAGCUCAGGCGUGAAUGGGAAAGAAAAUGGAUCUGCUGCCCCCGCCUCACAGCCUAAUCGCGUGAGUCUGACUCUAGAGGAGAAGCAGAGGUUGGCUAAAGAGCAGGAGCAGGCGGCUAAACUGAGGAGCCAGCAGCCGCUGGCGCCACAGGCGGUCAAAGCUACCUCCACCUCCGGCUCACAGACCAAGGAUCUGACCAGCAGCCUUUUCAACAGUAUGACGGCUAUAGACAACCUGUCUUUGGCCAACGCAGCGCGACCCGCUCCAAUGCCGGGCCCCACCAUGCCCGCCUUCAACUCUGCUACCCCUGUGGUCGGAUCCAUGGCCGCCCCCGUCCCCAACGGCUUCAACCCAACUUUGGGCUUCCAGUCGGGAGGAAUGGGAAUGGCCAUGCGGCCCUCGGGCCCCAACCUCUACGGCGGCAUGGCGGCCACCACUAGCACCCCGAACUUCGGAGCCCUGGCGCAUAACCCAGGACCGACCGGGCCCAUGGGCAAAGCUCCGGACAUGUCCGCUUUGGACAACCUGUUUACACCCAGCAAGCCCAAAGUCCCUCUCAACCAAAUGGGCCCCAAAGCUCCUCCUGGAACCAGCAGCCCUUGGCUCAGUCAGUUCGGCGGCGCCCAGAGCCCUCAGACUCCGAUGCAAAGCGUGGGCAUGGGAGGGGUGCCCAGCGGCUUCGGGAUGCAGGCAAACCCGUUCUUCAGCCCGCAGAACUUUUCUCAACCAGGCGCCGCUCCAGCCAUGAACCAGGCCGGAGUCAAACACAGUGCAUCUGCGAACAAUGACCUAAAGGACUUGUUCGGCUGAAGAUCGCUCAGAACACAAGCGGAGAGUUCUCGGUUUAGUAUUUUAAACUUCACUUGAAUAUAAAGUCUCGUGCUCACAGUUGAACAUGCACCUAAAUUCCAUUUCUACUUGACCAAGAGGGACAGAAGCUUCUUCUAUGCUGUGCUCUUUAAAUGCUGGGGGUUUGCUACUCUUUUUCUACUUCACACUCUUGCAAAAUUGAGUUUUAUUUCAUUUCAUGAGAAAGAUGCUUAAAAACGGAGCAUCUUCACUUCCAAGUCUGCUGCCUUUUUUUUUAUUUAUUUUUUUAGCUUUAGAAUCAGCCACAUGCUUAAAAAUCAGAGACUUCAAAGCAAAUCCAGACUUGAAAAGUAACUUUGAGGAAUCAAUGAUUUACAUCCUGAGGGUGAAGCAGUUUAUCUCCAUGGCAACUCCUCUUCCAACAUCAGGACCACUUUUUUUUUUUUUCAAAAAGCAUCCAUCACAUCCUUAUUUAUCAUUCAUUUAGAGUUAUUUUAGAAUUUGCCAAUAAGGAAACUGAAUUAGUUGUAUUUGUGCAUGAAGAACUGCAUAUGAAGGGAGCGGAGGGUAAUUCUCAUGUUGUGCCUUAGGAAGGUACGUGGGUAGAAGGAGACAAGUUACUCUUUUUGUGAAAUUUGCUGCUUUUUUUUUUUUUUGAAGGUUUCAUGAUAAAUAAAAUAUUUAAAAGUUAUUUUACUCUUGAUAGUAAUCAUUCUGGUUGAUUCAGUCACAUUUACUUACUACUUCUUCAUCAAAAUGUCAACAUUGCUUUUUUCUUAUGUUCCUGUGUAAACGGUUAAGAGGCCUUAAAUGAGUCCAGUGCAAUAAUUCUCUGGUUGUGAGGAAUCAAUUGACUGAAACAGCUCAGUAAGUAAGUCCUUUUUUUAAAAACUUAAAAGUAAUUUCAGAAAUCUGUCAAAUUGGUUUUAAUGUUGGUGUAAAUCUUUAAAUUUGGGGACAGAAUUUAGUUAUCUUUUAGAUGCACUUUGCUCACGCCGUUCCUGCUGAUGAUUGUCGUCAAAAACGUGGAUUGUAAUGUGUUUAUUUUUUAUUUUUUAUUUUAGUCCGCUUGAAUUUCUGUCCAUUCAUGACUAGAAUCGUCUCGUUCUGUGGAGGAUUUUUAGAUUGGCGCCUUUUUCGAUUUCAUCGCAUAUUUUGACCUCAAAGCUGAGAACUAAAUCCUAUUCUUCUACUGGAACGUUUGUAUACUACUGUCAUGUUUGUGAAGUGUGAGCUUUGUUUUAUGUGUGAAGAUUCUGGUUUCUAAGGUGGUUCACUGAAGAUCUGUACAUAUAUAUAUAUAAAAAGUACACAAAUA
Oryzias melastigma (Indian medaka) is the source of this 4267-nucleotide messenger RNA. RefSeq names its product SCY1 like pseudokinase 2 (gene scyl2). The record is from RefSeq and is a predicted model, not a curated record. Lineage: Eukaryota; Metazoa; Chordata; Actinopteri; Beloniformes; Adrianichthyidae. Gene Ontology annotation, biological process: protein phosphorylation. Gene Ontology annotation, molecular function: ATP binding; protein kinase activity. The coding region runs from base 181 to 2949 and encodes 922 amino acids. The transcript has 19 exons.